UGAUGAUAGCAAGACAAAAUUUUGGCGAAUCUACUGCCGGGAACUGAACCAAAAAUUUCACCCUGAAUGUUUCGGUCAGGCGGAGAAGACAUUGAUGAAAAGAGGUUUGUACAUGUUUGGUAUUGAAUUAUCCCAGAGGUCAAAAUUUUCAGUUUUCAUAUCCAUAAUAUUUUUCUAUAUGUGAUAAAGGGCUUCAUGUUAAGUUUGUUGUGCCUAAUUACCAGUAUAGUCGCCUUAGUCUCAUGCAUUUUUCCUUAUGUGUUUAAUGAAUGUGAUGUUCCACACAUGAAAAUUCUUACUAAUAUAAAAUAAUAGCUAAUUAUAAUAAUAGACACAAUAAAAGUGCCCAGUAAUUAAUUAGCCAUUUUUCUACUUUGAUCAGCUAACUCCAGCAACAGCCAAAUUCUUGGCCAAUCACCAGCAAACCCCAAAACAGAACAGGCGACCGCGGGAACGGUUCCAAAGCUUUCCAAGACAAAGUCUGCCGCUUCUCCUACAGCUUGCAUUUACGAUUGGUUAAAGAGAAGGUCACACGGCAGUGCACAUGGUCAAGAUCCCGAGGAGCCGGUGAGAAAAGUAUCCCGACAAGAAUCUGCUCUGCCGGCAUUAGAAAACACAAAACCACCAGCCUGUUCUUCAGUCACCACAUUGGGCAAUGUCUCCACAGAUGAAGUGUCUUCUGGGGAGUCUGAAAGACUGUCAUCUCCUGUGUCAACAAAUUCAUCCCAAAGUAAAAAGCGUUCUCACGAUGAAUCGGAAAUAUCUUCCGAUUCGUCACAUUGUCCGGUGGACCCUUGUAUUAAAUGUAAAGGAAUGGAGAGUUGCAACAGUGAACUGGUUUCUUCUGCUAAAAGACAAAAAACUGGGACUUGCAACACAUCCAAUGACAUGAACAAGGAAAGUAAAGACACAUUCUCAGACAUUAAAGACAAUAAAAUAGUGGAAAGUUUAACAAAAGUGUCAAGUCCUGUAAAAACGGCCAAAAAUCAAAUGACCUCACCACAGAAAAGGAGCCCAGCCAAAAGGAAUGAGAACUAUUCACCAAAAAAGUUGGCCUGUCACAGAGUGAAUUCUGACAUGGAUGAAUAUGUUAUUUCUCCUAAGCGGCCACGUUUAAUGCAGCUUGACUCUAAUGGCAACAGCACUCCUAGCUUUAGUGUUAGGGUCUCUUUGUUUUCAGACAAGUCACCCACAAAGUUAAACCCUUCUUCCAGUAAGUGGGAUCAGCCAUCUCACCCAUCUGCUGUGAGUUCAAAACUGUCUUCCCUUGAAGAAAGCUGCAUGAAAGCAGAAUCCAACUCGAGCAUUGAAUAUGAAAGUGAUCCAUCUACUUGUGGUCAGUCUCAGCUCCAACCCGUUAAAAACUGUGAGGACGCCGGUGUUUGUGCAGAUAACUUUCAGAGUCCUUACAAAGAGGAUCUUUCCAGGAGAAUUGCCGACAGUGUUGACUUAAAUUCACCAACGAGGGACCUGCCCAACUUAGUGCUGGAUGAAUUGUAUGGGCGCAAUAUAACACCCACGAGUAGAAAGUCCAAACCCCAGUCCCCUAAAGUGGAUUGGCUGACAAAAUUAAGAAUUCAGAAGUCACAAAAGGAUUUUGACAAGUCUCCCAAACAAACACCUCC
This is a messenger RNA of Lymnaea stagnalis (great pond snail), 1625 nucleotides long. NCBI's taxonomy places the organism in Eukaryota, Metazoa, Mollusca, Gastropoda, Lymnaeidae. The record is from the annotation of a GenBank genome assembly.